This is a messenger RNA of Naegleria gruberi, 1137 nucleotides long. RefSeq lists its product as uncharacterized. The record is from RefSeq and is a predicted model, not a curated record. The coding region runs from base 1 to 1137 and encodes 378 amino acids. NCBI's taxonomy places the organism in Eukaryota, Heterolobosea, Eutetramitea, Acrasida, Naegleriidae. The transcript has 2 exons.
AUGCUGCUAACAAAACACAAAUCUCUCAUUAUUUUGACAAUUAUUUCCAUCCCUACCAUACUAUUCUUCUUCCUACAAAUACAAACAACCACAAGAACAUCCCCACAAAACGAAAGUACAACAAUAUCACAUAAUAGUUGUAUUACCACUCCUACACCUUUAUUGUCAUCAUCGCAAACUUUACCAGCAACAACAUUAAUUAACAAAGAUAAUGAUAAAACUCUAUCAAUUACCAUUGUUUCUGGUGGAAAUAGAACAACAAGUGAUGAAACUACACUAUUGAUAAAAUCUAUAUUAUUAAAUCAUGUUGGAAACACUCAAAUUGAAUUAAAUAUUGCUACCGAUUUAUAUAAUAUGAAUUUUCUAAUAGAAAAUGUUUUUAAUAGAAUUAAAGUUUAUAGAACACAAUUGAAUGUUAAUUUUAAAAUUGUAAAUUUAACUAGAAUUGAUGAAGAAUGUAAUGAAUUAAAAAUACCUAUUGUACAUCAUUCAGGAAAAUGGGGAAUGGUAAAAUUAUUUCUUGAUAAAGUAUUUGAUACUGUUAAAAGAACAAUAUUUGUUGAUACAGAUAUGGUAUUUGGAACAAAUCCUGAUUUAUUAUUUUCGGAAUUUGAUAAAUUUAAAGAAGAAACAUUAUUUUCAUGGACAAGAGAACCUAAUUGGGAAAGUAAAGGGCCUAACCAUGUAUGCUCAUGUAUUUUUUUAUGGGAUAUGAAAAAGACCAGAAAGGUAAAUUACUUAAAAGAAUUUGCAAUUCCUGCUUCUAUUGAAAUAUUUGGAUUUGAUGAAAAAACACAACAAAUAUCUAAAGAAAAGAGAAAUGGAAGUGAUCAAGAUUUUUUAUUUGCCCUAAAUAAGAUGAAACCAAAUUUUUUUAAUGAAUUGGAUCCAUCUUGGAAUUUGGCAAAUUGUCAAAAUUUCUUUGGAGUACCAUCACGUUCACGUUCAGCUGAUAGAACAACACAUUUUAUGGGAGCAAUACAUUUCAAUUGUGCUGGUAAUACAUAUGAUGACUGGAAAGGAUGGGAAUGGGUAAAAGAAUAUUUAAUUUGGUAUAGAUGGGAUUGGUUUAGUAGACCAUAUGAAAAUAAUAAGGAUUUAGGAAAAUCUAUAAUAAUUAAACAUUCUUUUUAUUAA